UUUGACAUCUGAGCUUACCUUUCUUCUUUAAAUUAGUAGAAACGAAACGCAGUCCCGUGAAAAAUGGCCUCUCUUCUAAAUGUUUGGCUGCGAAAAUCCGCAAACUUUGGGCAAACAGCCGCCCUUUUAAAGAAUUUACCAGCUGUGCAAAAUGUUAACUCCAACCGCCACGCGCACCGCUGGUUCCCGGACCAGGACUACAUGAAGCAGUUCGAGGGGGUCGUCAUCUUCCCCGACGAGAAGAUCAAUGCUCUGAUGAAGCGAGUGCCCACCAGCGGCAUGAUCACGCCCUCUGAGAAGCAAGUGCGGAACAUGAUCCUGAACUUCGGUCCUCAGCACCCCGCCGCCCACGGAGUGCUGCGGCUCGUGCUGGAGCUUGAUGGAGAGACGGUCCGAGCAGCCGACCCCCACAUCGGUCUCCUCCACCGAGGCACAGAGAAGCUCAUAGAAUACAAGACAUACACCCAGGCCCUACCCUACUUCGACCGUCUGGACUAUGUGUCUAUGAUGUGCAACGAGCAGUGUUACUCGCUGGCUGUGGAGAAGCUGCUGAAUAUCGAUAUACCGCUGCGGGCCAAGUAUAUUAGAACCCUCUUCGCCGAAAUAACCCGCAUCCUGAACCACAUAAUGGCGGUGGGCACGCACGCGCUGGACGUGGGCGCGCUCACGCCGUUCUUCUGGCUGUUCGAGGAGAGAGAGAAGAUGAUGGAGUUCUACGAGCGCGUGAGCGGCGCGCGCAUGCACGCCGCCUACAUCCGCCCCGGCGGGGUUUCAUUAGACAUGCCCCUCGGUCUGAUGGACGACAUCUACGAGUUCUCGUCCAAGUUCGCCGAGCGCCUGGACGAAGUGGAGGACGUGUUGACCACGAACAGGAUCUGGGUGCAGAGGACCAAGGAUAUCGGCAUCGUUAGUGCUGAAGACGCUCUUAAUUAUGGAUUCAGCGGCGUGAUGCUCCGAGGCUCCGGCAUCAAGUGGGACCUGCGCAAGACGCAGCCGUACGACGCCUACCACCUGGUGGAAUUCGACGUGCCCAUCGGGACCAAGGGGGACUGCUACGACAGAUACCUGUGCCGCGUAGAAGAGAUGCGUCAGUCGCUCCGCAUCAUAGACCAGUGCCUCAACAAGAUGCCGGCCGGGGAAGUGAAGACUGACGAUGCUAAACUGACCCCACCCAGCAGGGAGGAGAUGAAGUCCUCAAUGGAGGCCCUGAUCCACCACUUCAAGCUCUUCACCCAGGGCUACCAGGUGCCGCCCGGCAGCACCUACACCGCCAUCGAGGCGCCCAAGGGAGAGUUCGGCGUCUACCUCGUGUCUGACGGCAGCUCUAAGCCUUACAGAUGCAAGAUCAAGGCCCCCGGCUUCGCUCACCUCGCGGCGCUAGAGAAGAUCGGAAAGAACUCUAUGCUGGCAGAUAUCGUCGCAAUCAUCGGAACUCUGGACGUUGUGUUCGGAGAAAUCGAUCGAUAAACCUGGCACAAUGACAGAGCUAUCCUAGCCACGGUGGAGUUUUAAACAGUGUUGCCAGCCUGAAAAAAUAAAUUCACGGUUAUUGUUCCGAGAACUUUAAAAUAAAUAACGUUGUUUCUUGAUAAUUUUAAUGAGAUUGUAGUUUAAACGCUACUGCUGAUAUUUCUUUCUGAUACUGUUUAAAAUUACAGCCUUAUUAAUAAGCAAAAUAUCUACGAACAUACAAGAUCCAUCAAUACAGUAUAAUGUAGAAAUGUAAAUUUUCUUUUUUAUUUAAUAAGGGUAAUAAAAUAAAUUAUUAUUAGUAAA
This is a messenger RNA of Plutella xylostella (diamondback moth), 1776 nucleotides long. The record is from RefSeq and is a predicted model, not a curated record. NCBI's taxonomy places the organism in Eukaryota, Metazoa, Arthropoda, Insecta, Lepidoptera, Plutellidae.